CCUCUGGUGCAGCCAAACAAACUCACCAUCCUCUCUCUGCUCUUUUAGGGGAACUUUGGCUUCCUGUUGUCUGGUUCCGCACGGUUACACAUGCAGACACUUUCAGACGAAGCUCAUCCUGUAGUAGAGUUUGUGUAGUUAUAAAAACAGCUCUUUUUGAGGCGCAUUCCUCCUCACGAAGCUGCUCCGUUUUUCUGUCAUUAGCCGAGUGUAGCCUUCAUCAUCAUGUCGCUGCCGCAGCAACUACGAGACGAAAGUGACUUCGAUCAACUGCCUCACAACAUCCCUAUCUCAGCAACCAUUGCUGAUAUUGAGGAGAAGAAAGGCUUCAUUGACUACUUUAGGUUUGUGAUUGAGGUGAAGACUAAAGGCGGGGGAAAGUACCUCAUCUACAGGAGGUACAGAGAGUUUUUCAACCUGCAUCAAAUCCUGGAGUCCAAAUACUCGCCGGAAGACCCAGAGAAACCUGGUCCCAACACCUGCAUCCUGCCCUCUCUUCCAGGAAAGGUCUUCAUUGGAAACAAGCAGGAGAUUGCAGAGAGCAGGAUCCCUGAACUCAACACGUACAUGAAGAGGUUGCUGGGUCUGCCAACAUGGUUUCUGCUUGACGACACUCUCAGGAUGUUUUUCUACCAGACGGACCAGGACAGUGAACAACAACCCCGAGCCCUUAGGCGUCUCCGCCCACCGACCCGAAAAGUGAAGACGGUUAAACCAAAGAUGGACCUCUUCUCCUCCCCCAGGGCCGAGGCGAUGUUUGACUUUCGCGGCAACGGCAAGGCGGAGUUGAACCUGAAGAGGGGAGAGGUGAUCUUCCUGCUGAAACGAGUCAACGCCGACUGGCUGGAGGGCACAGUGAACAAUCAAACAGGCAUUUUCCCACAAUCCUUUGUGAAGAUCAUUAAGCCCCUCCCAGACAGUGACUCAGAAGGUGAGGGUGGAGGCCACACCUACAGCUGCCUACGCUGCUUCCUUCUGACCCCCUCUGGAGUCCAAACCAGGGACGUUUGUGUCCAAGAGGACCUGACUAUCCAGCCGACGUACAAGGACCUCCUGUCUCGAAUGAGGAACGUCUUCAAAGAGGACGACAUCGCCCUGAACUACCGAGACCCUGAGGGCGACCUGAUCCGCAUCCUGGACGACGAGGACGUCCAGCUGAUGAUCAAGGAGGGCAGAGAUCAGCAGAGAAAAGUCAACAGACCUGUCAAUCAGUUUCCAUGGGAACUGCACGUGACCAUGGCCUCAGACCUCUCUGCUUACAACAACGAGGCCUGAGAGUGUGAACAUAAGGGAAGUAAAGUUUAUGAUAAGGCUUCAUUUAUCCAAACAAGGACUUUCACAAAGUCAAUAUAGAAGUCCCUGUUCGUUUAAAUCUUCUAUUCAACCUCUGCCUUUAUUUGUUUAGAGUUUGAAUGCUGUUUCAGUUGAAGGUCUUUACAUUUCUUUUAAUAAUAAACUAAUUUGAUAACA
This is a messenger RNA of Cheilinus undulatus (humphead wrasse), 1470 nucleotides long. It is a transcript of the gene ncf4, whose product is annotated as neutrophil cytosolic factor 4. Lineage: Eukaryota; Metazoa; Chordata; Actinopteri; Labriformes; Labridae. The record is from RefSeq and is a predicted model, not a curated record. Gene Ontology annotation, molecular function: protein binding; phosphatidylinositol binding; superoxide-generating NADPH oxidase activator activity. The transcript has 10 exons. The coding region runs from base 226 to 1275 and encodes 349 amino acids. Gene Ontology annotation, cellular component: NADPH oxidase complex. Gene Ontology annotation, biological process: phagocytosis; respiratory burst; superoxide anion generation.